CCUGAGCAGAUAAGUCCAGGAGGUUUCCUCGGAUCUGGCUGAGGGUGAAGAUAAAAGGCAGGAGAGGAACCUCUCUUAGAGCAAAGAUCUUAGAGCCCAGGGCAGGUGAGAAGACAACGGGCUGCCUUCGCUGUCGGCAAUGGCAUCGGAAAUCCUCAUGCCGGAGCCCCUCUGCCUCGUGGAGAACCACCCGAGGAAGGGGCUGGUGGUUCAGCAGGAGGCCCUGCAGGUGCUGUCAGAGGUGACCCAGCCGGUGGUGGUGGUGGCCAUCACAGGGCUGUACCGCACCGGCAAGUCCUACCUCAUGAACAGGCUGGCUGGUCGGAGGAAAGGUUUCUCCCUGGGCUCCAGCGUGCAGUCCCACACCAAAGGGGUCUGGAUGUGGUGUCUACCUCACCCCCGCAAGCCUGGACACGCUCUGGUGCUGCUGGACACAGAAGGGCUGGGCGAUGUGGAGAAGGGUGACACUGAGAACGACAACUGGAUCUUUGUGCUCACCCUACUGCUCUCCAGCACCCUGAUCUACAACAGCAGAGGCACCAUUGACCAGCAAGCCAUGGAGCAGCUGCACUACGUGAUGAAGCUGACCGAGCAGGUCAGGUUGAAAGCGGCACCCGGGCAGAGUGAAGAGGAGCAGGAGGAGGAUCCAGCAGAAGUUGCCCCUUUCUUCCCGGCGUUUGUCUGGACGGUGCGGGAUUUCACCCUGCGGCUGGAGGUGGAUGGGGAGGGAAUCUCCGAGGACCAAUACUUGGAAAAGGCGCUGGCGGUGAAGGCUGGAACCAGCUCCAAGAUCCGACGCUACAACCAGCCCCGGGAAUGCAUCCGCCAGUACUUUUGGGAUCGCAAGUGCUUUGUUUUUGACCAGCCGGCCCCCAAGAGGGACCUGGAGCACUUGGAGGAGCUUCGGGAUGAUGAGAUCGAUCCUAAAUUCCAGCAGCAGGUGGAGAAAUUCUGCAGCCACAUCUGGGAAAACUCUCCACCUAAGACCACCCCUGGUGGCCGCAUCAUCAAGGGGAGCUUUGAGGUGAACGCGGCGGCGGUGAAAGAGGCUGUGAAGUUCUACCAGGACCUGAUGGAGCAGCGGGUGAAGCUGCCGACGGAGACAGUUGAGGAGCUCCUGGAUCUGCACAGCCAGUGCCAGCAGGAGACACAGGAGCUGUUCCAGAAACGGGCGUUCGAGGAAGACAUCUGCUCUUUCCAGGCAGAUCUUACACGCCAGGUGGAGGACAUCAAGGAGAAGUUCCUCAGGGACAACGAGCAGGAGUCCAGCUACAAGUGCAAGGCUGCUCUCGGGGACCUCUCCCGAGAUGUGGACAGAAAACUCAAGGAUGGUGUCUACAACGUGCCAGGAGGUUACAAGCUGUUCAAAGGAGACCUGCAGGCACUGGUGGAGAAAUACCAAGAAGUGCCUGGCAAGGGGGUGAUGGCUGAAGCUGUCCUGCAGGAGUUCCUCCAAAGCAGAGAGGAUCUGGACGAAAUAAUCCUCAAGACAGAUCGUGCCCUGGCAGAGAAGGAGGAGGAGCUGAAAAGGGUGCGAGAGCAGCAGGAGAGAGCCGAGGAGGAGAGGAAGACCCGGGAGAAGGAGGAGGCUGAAGAAAAGCAGAAGCUGCAGGACCAGGUCCGCAGCCUGGAAGAAGAAUCGCUUCGGCUGAGACAGGAACUGGAGGAGGGCUCUAGGAGGUGGCGUGAGGAGCACCUGAGGACGGGUGGUCGUAAAGCCAAGGUACCACACGGGACAGGGCAGGUCUGGGGGAGCCAAGCCCGAGCGCACAGGAGAGGAAGAGGAUGCAGCGAUGGCUGUGACGGAGGAGACGGGCAAUUCCAGGGGGGGCUCCCGUGA
Calidris pugnax (ruff) is the source of this 1840-nucleotide messenger RNA. RefSeq names its product guanylate-binding protein 1-like. Gene Ontology annotation, molecular function: GTP binding; GTPase activity. NCBI's taxonomy places the organism in Eukaryota, Metazoa, Chordata, Aves, Charadriiformes, Scolopacidae. The record is from RefSeq and is a predicted model, not a curated record. The transcript has 12 exons. The coding region runs from base 140 to 1840 and encodes 566 amino acids.